UUCACAUUAAACCUCAUUAUAUAGCAACCACGGGUUGUAUACUGUAUACACAUACAAGGGAAUGCAGAUGCCAUCACGUGAAUACUGUGGUACUCUCACCACUAGAGGACAGUGGAGUUCUGUACACAGUUAUUACCGCCUCUUUACCUUCCAGCUUCCUCUCAGUCCUUGUGUGGUCAGUGUCUUCUUAGCUGUAGCAGGUGUGUUAGAUUCGGUUUAGCACUGCAAGAAGGCAGAUCUUAGUUAGACGGACAACUGGAAGCUGUGAGAGUGCAAACGUGAACAGCAAUGCACAAGGUUAAUGGAUCCGCCAGAGUGCUAAACGUAUUCGGCUUGCUUUAGAACAGAGUGCAUGCUCUGGUCUUGAAAGGCUGUAGUCCAGCAUUUUGGGAACGUUUUCCUGCACAAAGACACCCUUAUUUAUUGCACAACUUGAAGAUUAAGCAAAGCGUCUGGAAUAUUCCAUCCCUGAGGCUCCGCGCGUGCUUUAAACACAGAGGGCCGAUAAAGGCUGGGGCGAAAUACCACUAAAACGACAGCAAUCACAUUUUAGGGAAAUCUGAGCCUUUUCCUUCAAGAAAGCGCUUUUCAUCGUGAUAAAAAUUAAACAGCUCUCGUAUUUAAAAAGACCGAACUACCAGACUAACCACGACUAUGGGCUUUGAGAUUUCUGACCAGAUCCUGGAUCCCGUAUCGCUGUGCAUGCUGGAUUCUGCAGCUAUAUGGCCACGUGCCGAACUACAUUACCACUGGAGCUAUUGAAUUUUUAUUUAUUUAUUUAAAUUUCCAUUUUAAUUUCAGCAAGUAACUCGCACUCUCGACAAUGCAGUACGGUCUUCUCGGCUGUCCCAAUGAGUCAAGACUAUGACAAAAACACGACUCACGAAAGCCGUGCAUCCCCGACCGCCUCGUGACUCUCACCUGCGGAGGCGUGUCAGCCACCGCAUCGCGUUUCCAGGGCGCGUUGGACUCGCGAGCUCAUUUCGGACGCGUCCGUGGGGCGCGUGCGUAAACAGGUCGCCUACAGCUCACCUGUCUACUGUCUAAGACGGACGAUGCGGCAUCGUGCAGCUCUCGCGGAGGGGACGUGGGUCGCGCUCGCUGGUCUUAACAGUGUGUUUCCGUGACGGUGCGUUAGUGGCGCACGCGCACACACACGCGCGCGCGCGCGCGCGUUUGACUGUCGGUUGCACCGCGCGGGGAGCACUAAUCGAGCAUCAUGGAGAGUUGUGGCAGUUCACUGCUCUUCAAAGCGCUCGCUAUAGGCGCGAUCGUCCUGACCGCCGCCGUGCUGAUGCACGCCCGGGAUCCCUGCGACCUGCUCUUCGGUGCGGCGUACCCCGAGCUGUGGAGGAAAACCGGGCUGGCCGGAGCCCCGGCGCGGGCCGCGGCGUGCAUCUCCGCGGGGGUGCUGCUUCUCGCAGCGGGCUGGCUUUACCGCUUGCUGUUCGCUCCCCUGGAGCUGCUGCGAAGCCCGGACGACGUGGGCUACAUCGCCGCGGAUGGUCGCUCCCGCGCCCAAGCCGCGAACGAGGUGCGUCGGAGGCGCAAGACCGGAGAGCUGCCGCCGGUUUACCCGAACGGGUGGUACCGGGCCUUAGACUCGCACAUGCUGGAGCGAGGAGACGUGAGGAGCGUGACCGUCCUGGGUGAGCAGGUGGCCGUGUUCCGUGGUCAGGACGGGAAGGCCUAUGUUGUGGGUGCCUACUGCCCUCACCUGGGAGCCAAUUUGGCAGUUGGUGGGAGAGUGAUAGGCAGCUGCAUAGAAUGCCCCUUCCAUGGGUGGCAGUUCCGCGGGAGCGAUGGAAAGUGCGUCAAGAUCCCAUAUGCUGAGAGAGUGCCUGAGUUUGCUAAGGUUCGCUGCUGGCCAAGUUGUGAGAUCAAUGGGCAGAUCCUGGUGUGGUUCCACUGUGAUGGAGAAGAGCCAGCUUGGAGCGUCCCCGAGCAGAAGGAGAUCAGCCGUGGAGAGUGGGUGUACCGUGGGCGAACCGAGCACUUCAUCAACGCACACAUAGAGGAGAUCCCAGAAAAUGCUGCAGAUAUCGCUCAUCUGGCCCACCUUCACACGCCAGGCAUUGUGAGUGGAGUGGAUCUGCGCUACACCAACAGCAAGACCUGGGAGUUCCUUCGGCACAACUGGAAGGUGGAGUGGACUCCAGAACCAGAGCCAUAUAAACACUGCUCUCAGAUGCUGGUGAAGCAUGCUCUUACUGUGUUCGGCAAACACUGGCCUCUUUUGGAUCUUAACGUGGUGGCUAGGCAGGUGGGGCCUGGUGUGGUAUUCCUGCUGUUUGACCACAGCUUCCUGGGUCGGGGGGUUAUCAUGCACUGUGUGACCCCAUUGGAACCACUGCUGCAGUGUGUGUCACACACCAUCUUCUACCAGAGCGGCAUCCCCCCGCUGGUGCCCAAGUUUAUCCUGCGAGCAGAGUGUAUCCAGUUUGAGCGGGACGUGAUGAUCUGGAACAACAAGAAGUACAUUUCUAAACCAGUUCUGGUGAAGGAGGACUCAGCCAUCCAGAAGCACCGGCGCUGGUAUAGUCAGUUCUACAGCGAGAACAGUCCACGGCUGCGCUACCAGCUCGACACAAUGGACUACUGACCACACACAGCCUGGACUGGAGCUUUUAUGCAAAAGUUUAGCCGAAUGCUAUGAAAUGGACAAGACACUCAUUUUGGACGAGGCUGCAGCUGCUACGCAACUAGUUUUAGAGGGGAAAAAAGUCUUUCCUCAGUCUUGGAACCCAUGAGUUGUUUUUCUGAACUGACUGAGCCCAUAUUUUUAAAUAUUCAAAAAUGUUCCACGUUUCACAUGUAAGAACUGAAAGUCUCAAUGCAAGUAAGUACUGUUAGAGAACUCAAUGGCCUCUCAGAGGACAGUGAAUCUGCAGUGAGGGGAGAUCUGCUUGCCUGUGACUGAACAGGUGUUCCUACCAAUGUAAGCAAUAACUGUCCAUGUGCCAGUGGAUGAACUGAAGCCACAAAAACAAUCACGUGCCCACUGUGAAGAAGGAUCCAAAGAGCAUGUCCUUCUAAUGUAUCACAAAAACACUGUGCAAGUAAGCAACAACAAAUUUAGAUGUUUUGACACUAUAAUCAUUCAGACUCGAUGUAACAUGAAACAAUGACUAAAGGCAGAACUUACUUUGAGACUGAACCAUAGUGAAAUUUAGUUGUUUUAGGUGACCAUAAGUAAUACACUCAAAAACGAAUUUUUAUCAUCGUAUGCAGUAACGCCCAACAAACAUCCCCCAUAGGCAGUCUAGAGUUGCACGUCCCUCCUUCACUCUGGUACAGGUUAACUUCUUAACCGUAUAUCUCCAUAUAAGACUUUGUUUCGGAACUCUAAAGGACUGUUUUUAUGGACCGUAAAGAAUUUUUUUUUAUCUACUCGAAGGAAACUUACUGUGACAUACCCAAAAAUGAGACACUGUAUCCUGAUAAAGGACAUUUUGGAAAUUGGAUUCACUGUGCUGUGGUCUCAGGAGAAGAAUCAAGUGCAUUCUUGAAAAUCAUUGCAUUUUUUAAGCAUAAUUAUCACUCGGUAGUGCUAAAUCUCUUCAAGUCUCUCAAAGCAGGAAUCCAGUAAGACUCUGCAGGACCGGUAGCAGUCGGUCCAUUGGAAGCCCCCGCCAGGAAGGCCGUGGACGUAGAUGGGCCCUCCAUGCCGCUCCAACUGCAGGAUUGAUUUUGUGGUGCAAGAGGUCACAGCUGCAGUGGAGUCGUCUAAAGCAGGACGCAGUGGGGAAACAUGACAUGACUGCCAAUGGCGUCUCCAACCCCAGCUGGGACGUUUCCAGAGGUAGCACAUUCCUACCACAUAUGAAGAGUUAGACCAUUUCGCACUAGCUAUUGACUGCUGAUACGAACCAGUAGGAACCUUACUAAACUAAAACGCUUCUGUAUUGUUGAUAGGGUCGUGGUUUAGUUGAGAUUUCUGUUCGAGUCUUGUGUUAAUGAGCUAAGUAACUUCAUUAGGAGACUCUAGAUUACGCACAGAAAGCCUUCAUGUCUGAUAAGACCAACAAUCUUAUCAGAAGCCUGAGUUCAGAGCGCCGUGCAGAGAGCAGGCGCCUUCGUCCUUGUGCACUGAUCCCCUGCACCCGAUACGCUCGUGUGCCAUGUUGCUAACUAUGCCCGCCACUGUUCAUGUAAAUGUUCAUGUAAACAAAAAAACAAACAAACAAAACCUCUGAAAUAACUUCCAAUAAGGUGACGUGAGUCAUUCAAGCAUGAAUGCUUGUGUUAGUGUUAGCUCGUGGGAAAUGUCACAGCUAAGGGCUAAGGGUGUCCUAAUCUGACUUGUGGAGUGGUUCAGAGACAUGUGUGCCAGUUUUUAUUUAGAUAUAGAUUGCAGUUCUACAAGUCAAAGCUUUGCUGAUUGUUUUAAUGUUGAGACAUUUUAGUUUUUGAUUUUUAAGAUGAAUUAAGCUGAAUCCAGCCCCCAUAAAAAGCUCCUCAUUUCUCAGUUGUGUUUUGCAUUUUUGAUAUGAUAAGCUUUAUUGCACCAUAGUCCCUGUUUAAUAGUUUCACAUAUGUACAUCAGCAUACAAAGCUUUCCUUUAAUGACAAACUUUCUUUUUUGUGCUGUUUGAAAUCCAAUGCAACAUUUUUUGUGUUUUGAAAAGUACAAGAUAUGUUUUCUUCUUAUUUAAACUGCUGUGUUCCUACACAUGGCUGUAGAUAUUGGAUGCAUGUAAAAAAAAAUGCAUAUAGGUAUAUUAAUUAGAAAUUCAAAAAUUAAUCAGUCGUAGGUAAUAUCAGCUCAUCAGCUCAUUAGCUAUUUAUAUCACACUGAAUAAACACUGAUGUGUGUAAGCUAUGAGAAUGAUUAGUGUUGUGCACAGGUUAAAAUCAUCAGCCUGAAAAGAACUGCACUCUCUUCUAAAGCCAAGCUUGUCAUGCAGAGCCAGUCAGCUUUAACACUCUCUCGUGACCAGCUCUUAAUGCCGAGUGGCAUUAGUUCAUCUGUCUGACCACGCUGACAUGACUGGAGUCUUUUACAACAUGAGCCAUAUGCUGGAUCCGGUCUUGCUAAUAAACGUUGAAUGUCAUCCAACUAGACAGAGAGAGAGAGAGAAAUCACAUGAGGUCACUGCACUGGAAACAUGUCAGUAUGCAGAUGUUUUUCACAUCUGCCGAUGGUGCCGUGUUAAAGGCAACUAGCUGCACUACACCUGCACUUUCUGUCUGCUUGGAGACUAGAUGCCCAUUCGGUCCUAGCGGAGACCGCACGGUAAAGCACAAGGCGGAGAAAUCAAAUGUGACUCACUGUGAUGGUCUGAGAUGCAGUAAGCAUUCUGCAUUACUUUUGUUAGCCUCAGCUGCAGUUAUUUGAUGAAAGUUCUAGGCAUUUGUACUGAAUUUUUAGGGUUUCAGUAAAUUCUUCAGGUUGCACAUAUCUAUUAUAACCAUUAUGGAAUGGUUGUAGAUAAGAGAUAAUUACAUAAUUGGGGGGGAAAUGUCCUUUUUAUUGUUCAUUUGGUAUUGUUGGUCAAGCUGUUUUAAGUGAAAUUCAAGAAAAUGUUUUCUGGAUAAACUGCUGGCAAUUAUUUUUGAAAUCCAAUGCAACAAAUUCACUGUAUGCCGCAUUUUUUUCAGUUGUGUUAAAUAUGAGAAAAAUGUGACUUUGCUUCACUAAUGCUCUGAGGUAGUAUGUUUACUUAUGUGCAACGUCUUCUACUUGGAAUAUGAAAGCCUUUUACUAAAGUAAAUUAUUCAAAUAUAAACUUUAAAAGGUAGUGUGGAAGACAUUUAUGGAAAACAGUUCUAUACUCGGUUUAAAGAAGAAAGAGUCACCUGACCUGAACCACAGAGUGCGCCAACACACUACAGUCUGAGUACAAAUGUGGACCUGUGAACCUCACAGGUGGAGGGAACCUCACCUAAUUCUAGACUGUCCAGUGUAUGUCAUUGGGACAUGUAGUCAAAAUAUAAUUACUGGAAUCCUGUAUAAAUUUGAAUCCAGAUUCAUAAAUAAAAUCCUCAGAAUACAAAACAA
Messenger RNA from Electrophorus electricus (electric eel), 6001 nucleotides. RefSeq names its product cholesterol 7-desaturase nvd. Gene Ontology annotation, molecular function: 2 iron, 2 sulfur cluster binding; oxidoreductase activity. The record is from RefSeq and is a predicted model, not a curated record. NCBI's taxonomy places the organism in Eukaryota, Metazoa, Chordata, Actinopteri, Gymnotiformes, Gymnotidae. Gene Ontology annotation, cellular component: cytoplasm. Gene Ontology annotation, biological process: cholesterol metabolic process.